UUCUGUUUGGUUGGUAACUCAACGUCUGAAUUUGCACACUUUUAUGUAUGUCUUAUUGUUCUUACCAUUAUUUGUUGUUGAAGAUAUAUUUUUCUGUAGGAAUAUCACGAAUUACGUAAUUAAAUGUCAGAGCUACAGUCUGCUCUUUUAUUGAGAAAACAGCUUGCAGAAUUAAACAAGAAUCCAGUUGAAGGAUUCUCUGCUGGCCUUAUCGAUGAUGAUGACAUAUAUAGAUGGGAAGUCCUUAUUAUUGGACCACCUGAAACUUUGUAUGAAGGGGGAUUUUUCAAAGCACAUCUGUUAUUUCCUAAGGAAUAUCCUCUGAGACCGCCUCGGAUGAAGUUUGUAACUGAAAUAUGGCACCCCAAUAUCGAGCGUAAUGGUGAUGUUUGUAUAUCAAUUCUUCAUGAGCCUGGAGAUGAUAAAUGGGGCUAUGAACAAGCCUCUGAAAGAUGGUUACCUGUACAUACAGUAGAAACAAUUCUAAUAUCAGUUAUUUCAAUGUUGGCUGAUCCAAAUGAUGAAAGCCCUGCGAAUGUUGAUGCAGCAAAAGAGUGGCGAGAAAAUUAUAUUGACUUUAAGCGAAAGGUAGCACGUUGUGUUAGAAAAAGUCAAGAAGAAUGUAUUUAGAAACAAAUUUUUAAGUGUCUCACCAGAGAAAACCAGCGCUAAUUUUCUCUGUAAGAAGGGGUACUCAUUCGUUCUUGAUGUCCCCCAAAAGGAUUCAAACUUUCAUCUGCCUCUACGAAUUUGGACAUUUGUAAAAAUCACAAAAUGUUAGAAUUAAUAAGGAUGAAUAAUCAGGAUUAUUUUAUAUUGAUAUGUAAAAAGGCGGGAAUUUCUUAGUUUUAUAAGUUAUUGCUAGAGAAUCGUUAACGAAAUGUAAAUUAGGUAGAUACAAUGUAUAUUUAAUUAUGAAUGCAUGUAACAUGCAUUAUGUCUGUAAUUUUAUUCUAUCAUACAUAAAUUUGUAGUCCACUUAGUUUAUAUAACAAGACAUGAAACUUUUAAAGAAUCCAUUUUUAACAUCAUUGAGUAAUUUAAAUUGUUUCGUAUCUUAUUUUAACUUGUUAAUAAUAUUCUUAUUCAAGUUUGAUCUACUGCCAAUUUCUGUUGCUUUAGAUUAGUUAAAUGAUGUUCAUAAUGAUAACUAAUAACUGAUCAAAAAAUGAUUACUUUGAGAUUAACUAAAUAACUGUUAAAAUUAAAUUUGUUAUUGGAUUAGUCCAUCCUAUUUUACUAUCAUUCUUUUAAUUUAAGAUUCUUUAGUCAAUUUUAAUGUUAUUUUUUAAUAAUUAAGGUUAUUAAUUUCUUAUUAUUGUGUAUUUAUUCAAAUUAGGUUGCCUGAUUUUUUUUGUUUCAUGUAAGUUACUAUACUCAUGAAAUUAUAAAAAACUUUGAUAAAUCUUUAUUAAUUUAUGAAUUGUGCGCUUUCUGAGCAAACUGAUAAGUACUGAAAUGCGCAGAACUAUUUAUUACAACCAUGUAUGAAUUUGUAAUUUUUAAAAAAUAUAAUCAUUGUCAUAAAACAAAGUUAGAAAUUAGCUAUGGAUUCAGUAAGGUGUUCUAAUAUUAUUAUUGAUAUGUUUGUGUGCGUUUUGUAACUUAAGAGUGAUAAAUGAUUUUUUUUUUUUUUUAUAUAUUUUUAAUUUUUCACUGUUUGUUUUUGCUCUGUUGCAUGAAAUUACAUGAUUUUUUAUUAAUACAUCUUGUAUUUGCAUUUUAAAUUGAAACAAACAGAGAAAAAAAAGAGGUGAUAAAAGCAACAUUAAUCCAUAGUUUAAACAGUCUUCCUCUUUUGUGUUGUAACCACAACUAUUCUAUUGUUUGCUUAAUGUUUAGACUUAACUCUUGAUUUGCUAAUUAAAACUUUUGGAAUAUUCCUAUAGAAGUAAUUAUAUUUCAUUUCCAAUUAUUUGUUAUAAACAAUUGUUUCAAUAUGAAUACUUUGAAUUAUGUUAAAUUUUUCUCUCUUAAGCAUUUAUUAGUUAUAAUACUGAUAUUGUUGGAAUGCCAAUGUUUUUCUUUUUCUUUUUUGAUGUUGAAGCUUGGUACAGACAUAAGUAAUAGUUUGUAUUGUACCUAUCUAUCUCAUUUCUGUUAAUUUGUUUUCGUACAUUUUCAUAAAAUUUUGAAUCAGUGCAAGCCAAUUCUUACUUCUACUGUACUAAUCAUUCAACCAAAACAAUUUUUUUUUUAUUUGGGAACUGUAAAACUUAACAUGUUUUAAAUUGAUUACAUAAGUGAUUGCAAGGAAAUACAAUAUAGAAUGAGGAAAUAUUUAAUGCCUCCUAAUAUUUGCAUUCAAUGUUUUGUAAUAAAGUAUUUUUGUCGGAAGCUCA
Molecule: messenger RNA, 2342 nt
Organism: Nezara viridula (southern green stink bug)
Lineage: Eukaryota; Metazoa; Arthropoda; Insecta; Hemiptera; Pentatomidae
Source: the annotation of a GenBank genome assembly